AUGUCUGAAGAAAGUACCACAGCAGAUGUUCACGUCCCAAGUUCGGUCGCCAUCCACCACCUUGAACUCAUUCAUGGGGAUUCAUACUCACAUUUUUCCGAAAGGCCCAUCAACAUCAAGCCGAACGUGAUAGGAAAGCCCGGUACGCCCGUCGUGCUUGGUGUCGACGAGGCAGGCCGUGGGCCGGUCAUAGGGCCUAUGGUCUACGGCGUCUUCUACUUGCCGGUUGAGAUUCAGCAGUCCCUCCUGACCAACACCUACCGCUUCGACGACAGUAAAGCACUGACCCCUGCUGUCCGGGCCAACCUCAUGAGAGCAGUGUGCACCGAGACAACAGAUCUCUACGCAUCAUGCGGUUGGGCAAUUCGAUCGCUCAGCGCGAGAGAUAUUUCCGCCGGGAUGAUGAAGAAUGGCGGGGCGUACAACUUGAAUGCCCAAGCAAUGGACACGACAUUCGACCUCAUCCAGGGAGUUCUGGACAAGGGAAUCAACAUUACAGAAAUCUACGUUGACACGGUGGGCAUCCCCACUGUAUAUCAGAAGAAACUGGAGAGGAUCUUCCCUACAAUUAAGAUCACAGUCGAAAAGAAGGCCGAUUCACUGUAUCCGUGCGUCAGUGCCGCCAGUGUCGUCGCCAAAGUCACCCGCGAUGUCAGCUGUGAGAAGCUGUACGAGGAGUAUGCCCGGAUGAAGGGCGAGGAGCACGACGCCGCGGGCUGGGGCAGCGGCUAUCCAUCAGAUGCGAGAUGUGUGGCCUGGUUAAGGGAGGCACUGGACCCGACGUUUGGUUGGGGAAAUGAGUGCAGAUUCAGUUGGGGAACCGUCAAAGAUAUGCUGGAUGCGAAAGGUGGCCCGGGCACACGAGUAGACUGGCCUGCAUUGGGUGAUGAGGACUCCAACAUGCAACUGUCGAACUAUUUCAGUGCAGCAUCUGCUGGACCGAAGACGGAAUCAGACGAGCUACGGCUGUGGUAUGGCAGCGGUUGUUGUGAUGUAUUUUGA
This is a messenger RNA of Cyphellophora attinorum, 1002 nucleotides long. Its product is annotated as Ribonuclease H2 subunit A. The transcript is spliced from 2 exons. Gene Ontology annotation, molecular function: RNA binding; RNA-DNA hybrid ribonuclease activity. Bases 1 to 1002 code for a protein of 333 amino acids. The record is from RefSeq and is a predicted model, not a curated record. Gene Ontology annotation, cellular component: ribonuclease H2 complex. NCBI's taxonomy places the organism in Eukaryota, Fungi, Ascomycota, Eurotiomycetes, Chaetothyriales, Cyphellophoraceae. Gene Ontology annotation, biological process: DNA replication, removal of RNA primer; mismatch repair.